GCCGAGUUUACCACGAGUUCUCGUUGAGUAACGUAAUGAUAGUACAUACAGGGAGUCUAGCCGACUUGUGCGUGAUUAACGCCUUCUUUUGUUGAGAUUGCGUGCUUCCGUGUCUUCUGAAAGACGACAUCUGCCAUCUCAUCGUCCAGACGCCAUAUGCUGUAGAAAAAAAAAUGAGGGAGAAGUGCCUAGGUUGCUGCUACAGGGCUUCUCCCGAAGCGAAAGUAUUGAAAGAUCUAUGGGGGCUUGUGGGGCUAUGCUCGGCGACUUUUCAACCUGCGAUUCCAACGGCCAGGGAUCAGCGACGAAGCUGUCGAAUAACCUGUUUGGAGUGGGGAAGAAAUCGAUCUACACCAUCUGGAUUGAUAUCCCUGUUUCGACCACGAGCAAAGCUCCAGUUUUCCACCCCACGAUCACGUUCGUUUCGGCCCGCUGUAGGAAUGUGGCUGUGUAGGGAUAGUGGCUUGGCGCAUUCCAUCAAGGAUGGCUAUGUCCAGGCGACCCUAGCAUUGGUGCGAUUCGAAGAACAGAGACCGUGUUGUCUGCAAAAAAAAAAUGACGUAGUGAUUGUAGUAUUCGCAAGGGAUAGUGCUACAGAAAUCGUAUCGCGCGGCAACGCGGGGACGGCUGGCGGUGGCUCAGACAUGCCGUUGCGGACUAUCACAAACAAGCCGAGCGUCGCACAGAAGUAAUGGUAAUACAACAGGGUAGAACGAAAGGAAGGUUGCGUAACCAAGUGUCGAUGUCGUCAAACGAAGACUCGUAUUGGGGUAUCCACGCAUCGAAGAACCCAGAUCGAAAGCGAAUUGCUGGAAACCAGAUA
This is a messenger RNA of Cucurbitaria berberidis CBS 394.84, 823 nucleotides long. RefSeq lists its product as uncharacterized. The transcript has a single exon. NCBI's taxonomy places the organism in Eukaryota, Fungi, Ascomycota, Dothideomycetes, Pleosporales, Cucurbitariaceae. The coding region runs from base 174 to 692 and encodes 172 amino acids. The record is from RefSeq and is a predicted model, not a curated record.